This is a messenger RNA of Spodoptera frugiperda (fall armyworm), 2505 nucleotides long. Its product is annotated as major facilitator superfamily domain-containing protein 6. The transcript has 10 exons. Gene Ontology annotation, cellular component: membrane. Lineage: Eukaryota; Metazoa; Arthropoda; Insecta; Lepidoptera; Noctuidae. Gene Ontology annotation, molecular function: transmembrane transporter activity. Bases 341 to 2083 code for a protein of 580 amino acids. The record is from RefSeq and is a predicted model, not a curated record.
AGUUUUAUUAUGACUUAUCAACAACAAGCUGUAUUUUCCUGUGUUGUGUUUACUCAGACAAUAUAAUCAAUGAGUUAGUCGCGUCUCGACAUGCGAUAACGUUUUAAUAUAAGUAUUAUCUUCAGUCGUCUCGUAAUUCUUUGUGUGAACAAUGAUAUUGGUGUUUAGUCUUCAUUUCAGUGCAGUUUUAGUUGUAGAAAGUUGAUAUUGCAAUCAAAACCAGUAUUUACUUCGAAACAACUAUGCCAAACGCGUUCGUUGACCUAUUGUUUAUGAAAAAAUAACUCGAUUCAAAUAUCGAUACAAGGCUGUAUGUGAAGUUGCUGUUGUAAUUAAAACAAUGAAAUUAAAAAUAGACCGAGGGCUUCUGCCCAUAAAGGCGCAUUUUUUCUUUUUUUUCGCGGCCCUGGGCCCGAUACUCCCGCAGAUCAAUGUGUUCGGGCGACAGCUGGGGGUGUCUCCGUCAGUCAUGGGCAUGGUGACCGCCGUCCUCCCACUCUUGUGGGCAGCUGCUAAACCUUUGUUCGGAUAUAUUGUCGAUUUCUGGCCGGCACGCAGAAAACUAGUAUUCAUGCUGCUUAUUACAAUAAUGACAGGAUCAUACUGUUGCCUUUGGUUCCUACCGAUGCCCGAACCAAAAACAGACACAAAACUACUAGAAUCAGUCUAUCGAUUAAACGACACAAUCUAUUUAAAACAGAAUACGAACGACACUUCAUUAGAAAAAUACAAAUGUCACUGGAACUGCACUUUGGCGGGAAAUUUUGACGUUUAUCUGACAGAUGCGCCAUUUGUAACCACAGUGUAUGUAGACGGUGUAGUGUCAAACGCGUCCUGCUCUACUUUGUCUAUGGAUUUUGAUGAUUUUCACAAUGGAGAUGUAAUGUGUUUACCGAAAGAGGAUUGUAAUUUACUUUGCUAUGAAAAUGAAUUUGAUAUUGUGAAUAAGACGAAGCGCAGUGUUGAAGAUUUUAAUGGAACUGGUACGGAUAGUGUGGAUGAGCAGAAAAGUGAUAAUUUCUAUAUGACCGCUGCGUUUUGGGCGUUCGUCGUUCUGAUGUGCGUUGGUACGGUCGCGUUUAAUGUGGCCAACUGUAUCGGUGAUGCUGUGUGCUUUGAUGUUCUUGGGCCGGAUCGAGGUUCGAAAUACGGGGCCCAAAGAGCUUGGGGUACGGCCGGGUACGGUUUGACAGCCCUACUGGGGGGAUGGUUGAUUGACACCGUCUCUGGUGGCAAGGAGUAUAAGGAUUUCACGCCAGCAUUCGUGGUGGCGUUAGUAGCUACCGUCAUAGAUCUAUACAGCUGUAGAGCUCUUACUCUGCCGUCGCUAUCUAGUCCGGACGACUCGGGCAAGGCGUUGCGCGAUGUGCUGAAGAUACCUAAAGUGAUUGUUUUCAUCAUAUUCGCGGUUGUAGCGGGCACUUUCGAUAGUUUUAUCAUUUAUUAUAUGUUUUGGUUUUUAGAAGAGCUAGCGGAACAAACGGGUCACACAGCUAAGAUUAAGUUGAUAGAGGGCGUCGUCGUCGCCGCGGAGAGUUUAAUCGGAGAACUAUUGUUUUUCUUCUUCUCUGGUAGGAUAAUCAAGCGGUUCGGCUACGGCACGACGUUGACGGUCUCUCUCCUGUGCUACGGGAUCCGAAUGUUCUGCAUAUCGCUCAUACAGAACCCUUGGCACCUCGUGUUUGUUGAGGGUAUACUCCAAGGCCCCACAUACGCGCUAUGCUACUCUACAAUAGUGGGGUAUGCAGCCCAUGUAGCUCCUGAGGGGUAUUCAGCCACUGUCCAGGGUAUAGUAGCUGGCAUGGACGAUGGAGUCGGUUUCGCGAUAGGUUCCCUGGUAGGGGGGCAACUGUACAGCUGGUUGGGGGGGCGGGGCUCCUUCAGGGUGCUAGCAGUCACUGCCAUCAUUGGAUCAGCGAUACACGCUGUCCUAUUCGCUGUUGUAUCGAGAAGCGACAAGAGAGCAGCUCAAAAAGCAUUAGAGGCUACGCCCGAAGCGCAAAAGAUGCUACAAGAGCGAAGCAACGCCAUCUACAAUGACACCGUGAUACCACUGAACGGUGAAGAGAAGUUUGAUAGGUAACGCCAAGAGAUGGCGGUAGUUUGUAUGUAAAUAAUUUUGUUGAACGUAUUUUUUAUGUUUUUUUUUUUGUAAUUAAUUUUAAAGUGGUAUUUAUUUUAUUAGCAGAGGGUUUUUAAAAGAGUGUUAAGUAAAAUAGAGUGAAUUUUGAAUUUUAGGGAACAGAGAGUAAAGUUCCCUAAGUAAAGCAGUAUCCUCCGACCAGGCGAGGUGAUCAUGCCUGGCGGGCUUUCUGCCCAACUGUUGUUCGUUGGGAUUUUCUAUCCGUGUUUAUUCGCUUGUAAACUUCAUGCGAUGUAGGAUUUAUGACGUCAUCCGUUGAUUUGCUCGUCGAUCGUCUAUGUGCGACUUCUGUCAUCUGUCACUUGUCAUGUGUCGCCACAGAAUAAACUUAUUUCUACAUUAAUUAAAGCUUACUCAACUAG